This is a messenger RNA of Pelagomonas calceolata, 777 nucleotides long. Lineage: Eukaryota; Pelagophyceae; Pelagomonadales; Pelagomonadaceae. The record is from the annotation of a GenBank genome assembly.
AUGUUUGCCAGGAGGAGAGGCAUGGGGCGGCAUGAUGUGACGCUGAUCUGCCUGCAGAUUUUAUGUUUGCAGUGCCUCUACUAUGCGAUGCUGGGGGUCUGGUUCAUUGGAGGGCACAUUGUUUUUGGGAUCACAUUACAUUUGGACCGUUUUUUCGACACGCACACGUCGUUGGAUGUCCAAAGCAUGUCGGCGGCCUUUGAAUUGGCGGGCGUCCUCGGGGCUGGCAUGGGCGCGGCCUAUUUGUUGGCGGUGGUCGUGGAGAAGGCAAGAAAGUGCCUCGACUUCGCGGUCUGACUCGGCGUCUGUUUCUGACCUUUUCUGAACUUCAAGUUCGCGUCGAUGGCGUCAACGCGACGCGAUGCCACCGUGACGCCGUCGACGUGGCCGUCAGAGCGUCUACGCGUCUCGUGAAUGUGCAGAAGUGGUUUCGUGACGACGUCGUUCAACGCAGGUGACGUUGUAUGGGACCCACUUGUUACUCUCGCUGUGCUACUCUCGAAGUUUCCCGCGCUGGACGUGGUGGCUCUGCCACGGCUGCGCGUUGGUGGUUGCCGUCGUCUGCGGCGAGUUCCUCUGCGCGCGGAACGAGUUGAAGGAGAUCCCUCUGGCAGUUGUGCCCGGGGAACGGACGCCUAAGGCCGAGAGAUAGGACUAGCGGGCGGGACCCCGGGGGGGAGACACCGCGCGUCGCCGAUUCAUCGGCCGUGCCGCAAGUCUUGCCGCGUUCUAAAGGCUUAAGUCGACGGGAUAUGUGCAAACAAUUACAUACUAGUA